AUGGCCCCCUCACCCCCCUUCCCCCUCCCAAAAUCCCACCCCGACCGCCAAAAACUCCAAGCCCUAACCUCACGCUACAAAUCCUUCCGCCUCGACGCCCUCCUCCUCGCCCCCUCCUCCUUCGGCUCAACCCACGCCCGCGAAGCCGCAUACCCCCCAGAAACAUGGACAGCCCGCCUCUCGAACCCUCGCGCAACGACAAUCGUCAUCUACCAAGACGCGACACAACCUCCUCACAGCAUCACGGCACUCACCACAACAACAACAACAACAACAAUCACCACUGCCCCAUCACCACCUCCCAAUAAGGAUGACUCGCAAUUAACCAACGUACUCACCGCAAAAUGGCUCGCCACUCUAACAAUAAACGGGCCCCUCGACCCCGAAACCCGCGCAACAUCCCUCCACCUAGACCCCUCCCUCGUCGACUUCGGUCCAACCCAUCCAACAACACCUCACCUCCCAGUGAGACAAUACGUCCUAAACGGCAUGUUCGUGAUCCCCUCGGCCCGGGGGAACAACCUGGGCACCCGGAUCCUCGAGUACGCAAAGGACCACGUCGCCAUAGACGCCAAAACGCAUGGAAAGGAAAGGAGCAGGGCACGUAUAUCACUCAUUGUCGAUUACGACAACGUUCCUGCUCGCAAAACUUAUGAGAAAUCUGGCUUCGAGAUUGUGCAUCGGUAUUGGUUCGAUGAUUACCGCGAGGGACGGGAGCCGCGUACCGAGGCGGCGGUCAUGGUGCUCGACCUCGAUAGCCAUGCUACCGAGUCCACAGAGUCAAGGGCGUGA
Molecule: messenger RNA, 792 nt
Organism: Colletotrichum orchidophilum
Lineage: Eukaryota; Fungi; Ascomycota; Sordariomycetes; Glomerellales; Glomerellaceae
Exons: 1
Coding region: 1-792 (263 amino acids)
Molecular function (GO): acyltransferase activity, transferring groups other than amino-acyl groups
Source: RefSeq, a predicted model, not a curated record